AUGGAGCUGCAGCUGCAUCUGGUUCUGUUUCAGUUUAUGUUGCUAUUAAAGCAGCAACAUUAUGAACACACACAACCAAAAAUCGGAUUCGACCCUUGUUUAUCCUCCCUUGAAGCACAAGAUGGGUCGGAUGCGGAAAAACUAGCUGAAGCAUUUGUCGCACAUCAUAAAACGACAGCAACUGAUGCCAAAGGAGCACUAACGUGCUUAAAAGAUUCUUUUUUUCAAAUCCGGUACAAACGACGUAAUCAUCUCGCAUUACAAGCAUACUGUGAAGAACUUUCAACUUUUAUUAAAACCACAGCAUUUAAGAACGAAUUCAAAUCCGCCUUUGAUUCUGCUCGGCUAAACUUUGGUACAUCAUCAUCAUCAUCAUCAUCGCCAGUAGCAACAACACCAAUAUCAGUAUCAAGUUCUGAGCUCACGAGAAAGCGUGAACAUGAUAAUCUAUAUGCUGACGACGCAACAGAGCAUCCCGAUCAUCCUUCAAUUGGAACAGUGAUCAAGAGACGUGCGAUCGAUCUUCAUGACACUUAUCAACAAGGCACAAAAUUAUCAGAAGCAGAUCGUAAACUGAUGAGCUCUGGUUUAUCUUCGAUCCUUGACCUUGUCGAUCAAUCAAAUACUGGUCAAGCUAAAUGGUUUGCUGAGCACGCCCUUAAUACAACAUCUGACUUAUUACUGUCGAAACUUCAAGUAGCAAGUUAUAGAAUGCCAUUGGAAGUCACGAAAAAUUGGAAAUUGGUAUCUGCUCUGGCCAAAAACAACAACGAUCUUACGGCUGCAAGAAGUUUUUUGGCAAAAUGGAAAAGUGGAACAAAGAAUAAUCAUUUAUACAAGAUUAUCAGUGUCAUGGAAGUUUUUAUCGACGUGUUUGACAAGCAGCAUUCUUAUUUCACCAGCACUUUAGUAUCACGUUGGACAGAAUAUGACUACUUAUUGAAAAUAUGGGGCCCGAUCAUUGAAGAUCAUUGA
Zychaea mexicana is the source of this 975-nucleotide messenger RNA. RefSeq lists its product as uncharacterized. The record is from RefSeq and is a predicted model, not a curated record. Lineage: Eukaryota; Fungi; Mucoromycota; Mucoromycetes; Mucorales; Lichtheimiaceae. The coding region runs from base 1 to 975 and encodes 324 amino acids. The transcript has 6 exons.